Mustela lutreola (European mink) is the source of this 3388-nucleotide messenger RNA. RefSeq names its product protein kinase C and casein kinase substrate in neurons 2 (gene PACSIN2). Bases 327 to 1787 code for a protein of 486 amino acids. Gene Ontology annotation, biological process: caveola assembly; actin cytoskeleton organization; plasma membrane tubulation. The transcript is spliced from 12 exons. Gene Ontology annotation, cellular component: endosome; cytoplasm; plasma membrane. The record is from RefSeq and is a predicted model, not a curated record. Gene Ontology annotation, molecular function: phospholipid binding; protein binding. Lineage: Eukaryota; Metazoa; Chordata; Mammalia; Carnivora; Mustelidae.
CUGGGAGAAUUCGGCUGGGAGCUGGAGGUCAGACAUACCAGCAGGGUCGGAAGGAGGCAGGUACGGAAGCUGAUCUGCAAAGUGAGGCAGUUAAAGCCGGCAUUUGACAGAAAAACGCUCCUCAGGACUCCGCUUGUGGCCCCGGGAAGCCACUGUGUGAUUCCGGCCUUCCUCAGCGCCCCGGUGGAGAGCAGCUGCUUCCGCUCAUGACUGAGGCAUGCCAUCCGCCAGCAGGGCCAAGGAGUAAUGUUUGUCUACGGAUUUUGAGCAUCUGAAGUUGACCUCUGCUUUAAGCAUUUGCUGCUGCUCCCUCACUGUCUGGAGAGAUGUCUGUCGCUUACGAUGAUUCCGUUGGAGUAGAAGUAUCCAGCGAUAGCUUCUGGGAGGUCGGGAACUACAAGCGGACCGUGAAGCGGAUUGACGAUGGCCACCGCCUGUGCAGCGACCUCAUGAACUGCCUGCACGAGCGGGCGCGCAUCGAGAAGGCCUACGCACAGCAGCUCACAGAGUGGGCGCGGCGCUGGCGGCAGCUCGUGGAGAAAGGGCCCCAGUAUGGGACGCUGGAGAAAGCCUGGACAGCGGUCAUGUCCGAGGCGGAGAAGGUGAGCGAGCUGCACUUGGAGGUGAAGGCCUCUUUGAUGAACGAGGACUUCGAGAAGAUCAAGAACUGGCAGAAGGAGGCCUUUCACAAGCAGAUGAUGGGAGGCUUCAAGGAGACCAAAGAAGCCGAGGACGGCUUUCGGAAGGCGCAGAAGCCCUGGGCCAAGAAGCUGAAAGAGGUAGAAGCAGCAAAGAAGGCCUACCACGCAGCGUGCAAAGAGGAGAAGUUGGCCACAUCACGAGAAACCAACAGCAAAGCAGACCCGUCCCUCAAUCCCGAGCAGCUUAAGAAGUUGCAAGACAAAGUAGAAAAGUGCAAGCAAGACGUUCUGAAGACCAGAGAGAAGUAUGAGAAGUCCCUGAAGGAGCUCGACCAGGGCACACCGCAGUACAUGGAGAACAUGGAGCAGGUGUUUGAGCAGUGCCAGCAGUUUGAGGAGAAGCGUCUGCGCUUUUUCCGGGAAGUUCUGCUGGAGGUCCAGAAGCACCUAGACCUGUCAAACGUGGCCAGCUAUAAGAGCAUUUACCGCGACCUGGAGCAGAGCAUCAAAGCCGCCGACGCGGUGGAGGACCUGCGGUGGUUCAGAGCCAACCACGGGCCGGGCAUGUCCAUGAACUGGCCGCAGUUUGAGGAGUGGUCCGCAGACCUGAAUCGAACUCUCAGCCGGAGAGAAAAGAAGAAGGCUGCUGAUGGCGUCACCCUGACGGGCAUCAACCAGACGGGCGACCAGGCUUUGCAGAACAAGCCUAGCAGUGAUCUUAGUGUCCCGAGCAAUCCCGCACGGUCCGCGCAGUCACUGUCCAGCUACAACCCUUUCGAGGAUGACGACGACACGGGGAGCACCGUCAGUGAGAAGGAGGACAUUAAGGCCAAAAACGUUAGCAGCUAUGAGAAGACCCAGAGCUACCCCACAGACUGGUCAGAUGAUGAAUCUAACAACCCGUUCUCGUCCACGGAUGCCAACGGGGACUCAAACCCGUUUGACGAGGAUGCCACCUCGGGGACAGAAGUGCGGGUCCGGGCCCUCUAUGACUAUGAGGGGCAGGAGCAUGACGAGCUGAGCUUCAAGGCGGGGGACGAGCUGACCAAGAUAGAGGACGAGGAUGAACAGGGCUGGUGCAAGGGACGCUUGGACAACGGGCAAGUCGGCCUGUACCCAGCCAAUUACGUCGAGGCGAUCCAGUGACAGGCCCGCCGGCGGGCUGGCGGAGAGUGGAGGCAGAGGUCGCAGGAGCAGCGGCGCUCAGGCAGCAGCUGGCUCUGUGAGCGUCCGCUCCUCUUCCUGCGAAACAUGAUGGCUCCGUCACUGUCGGCUUCAUGGUGUCUCUCAGAGACAGACGGGCUGGUCGCUUCACCGGGGGGGCCCGGCACCUUUCCGCACGCAGCGCAGAUGGAGAGGUCUGAGCGCCGGAAGACAGUACAACAGACUCGCCCUGUCCCCCUCUCCCGCUCACUGUGCGCGUUGGCUUAUCAUGGACCUGUCUGUUCUUGACUGGUCUCUCCUCUGCUCUGAGUCCAUGGUGGGUCCCACUGAUUCUUGUUCCUUUGAUUCCUUCCUCGGACGCGUCCCGUCUCCUGCACCUUCAAUGAACAAGCUUCCAUGCCAUUUUCUGAGUGAAGACGUCGAGGUUUUUAAUUUAAAGGCUGUGUACAGUUACACUUUUUUAUGUACCUGCUCUUCCAUUCACUCACACUUAAAUUAUGGCACAGAUUGAUAGCCGCCAGGGUUGAGGACAGCUCUCCCCGCGCCACGCUGGGGCCGGCGGCCGGAGCUGCAGCUCCCUGAGCCCCGCCGUGCGUGGGGCCCGAGAUCGCGGUGGGAGGUGGGAGCACCUUCGGCGGGUUUCUGUUGUGAAUGCCCAGCGCAUUUGGGGCGUCUGCCAUGAUUUCCGGAAAUAACCUUACGUAGUACUCCCAAGUGUCCCCAUAUUUAAAAAGUAUUUUCAUUCUAUUUGUGUUUAAAACUUUAUUCUUGCAAAUUAACAGUUUUAUCGGUGAUUUGGAAGGUUACACGGUAAAAGACUAACUUCUCGAGCACGGGCGUCUGUGGAUUAGAUGCUUUCUGUGAGACUGCCGUGCCUUGGUGUGUAUCUGUAUAUAUUAUUUGAUAUUCAGAGACUCUAAAGAGUUCGUCUACUGUUUCAAUGAGAUCUAACGGCUUUUGACAGUGGGUUUCAUUUGUAAACUGCUUGAAGACUGUGACAUUCAGGCACAGGCCUGGCUGGUCGGCUGGGCCUCCUCUGAGCUCCGGGCCUGGGCCUCUCUGGAGUGGAGACAGCUGUGGGGCCACCUUCUAACCAGCCUUAGUCCUUUCCGUAGCAGAACACUGUAGAACGUACCAUGUCUUUCCAGCAGCUGCAGACUCCAGCCCUCCCCAUUCCUCGCCAGCACACGGAAGCUGGGUCUCACCCCAAGCAGCGGGGUCCCUUUGAAUGGCCUUAGUCAUCGGGAGCGCGCCGGCAGGGGGCGCUGUGCCGCAAUCCCGGGGCGGUGGGGGGUGGGGGUGGGGGGGUGGAGGCAGGAAAACCUCUGUUUUGUGUAACUCAGACAUCGGUGAGGUGGCCGCCGCCAUCACAAGCUGUGCAUUUUCUCAGUGUUUCCAGUGAGCUUGAUGUCUUGCUUGGAAAGUGGAUGCGCAUCUGUGUUUGUCAUGAAAACUUACCAGCAGAAAUCCUCAUUCCUUUGCUACAGAUUUACCAAAAAUUGUCAAGUCUUUUCAGUUAGGAGUUUCUUCAAAUGUAUAGUAUUUUAGAAAAAAAAAAAAUCAAUAAACAGUUGAUCUGGUGA